UGACUUGGUUGUGAGGAAGGCCUAGAGCAUUUUAUGUUUGGGUAGGUUAUGUUCCCACAAAACCAAUUAAAGUAAACCUACCUACCUCACAAAAGUCAUUUGGGAAGAAGAUGGAUGUGAGGAAGGUAUUUGGGAUUCCGAAGUUCUCAUCCUCAUCAUCGUCAUCGUCCUCGUCGCUCCUAUGGCUGUUUCUUUUCCUGCUGCUCGAGCGUGCAAUCGAAUUGGAUGCGGCUGUUUACAUCGUGGGCGAUGAAGAUGGUUGGACCACAGGUUACAACUAUUUGUCAUGGUCUAUGAAGUACAAUUUCAGCGUUGGUGAUACUCUUGUUUUCAACUAUGUCAAGGGGCAGCACAACACUUGGGAAGUGACCGAAGGCGCCUACAGAUCAUGCAAUAUGAGCACAGGUGUUUUGAAGCAACACCGCUCCGGCACCGAUCAGAUUGCUCUAUCGGAAGAAAGGGGCUAUUGGUUUGUAUGCAGCAUCGAGGGGCACUGCCCCGGGGGAAUGAAAUUGGGAGUUCAAGUGACAGCCAACCAUGACGCCCCAUCCCCAGAGGCUCCACCUUCUGACAAUGGUGGUGGACAGGCCCCACCUCCAGACGCUGGCGCUGCCACAUCUGUUGCUCCGGCUGCCAUUUUCAUAGCUUGGUUCCUCCACUUCUAUCUGUCUUUCGCAUCUGCCUAACAAAACCGCCAUCGAGCCUGUCGUCUCUGCUACCUUCAAACUGUUGGUUUAGAACUUGCAGAAAUCCACUGAUAUUUUCGAAAUCCAGUAACAUUGUCACAACGGCAGAUUGAACGGUAGUGCAGCUUAGUGUUUGUACUUAUAAUUCCCCAUGAUGAUGUAUUUUCAUAUGUGAAGAACCGUGCAUAUUUUGUAAAAGAAAAGUGUUAGCUUGUGGCUCUUGCCAACAUCAUUUUAAAGGACCAAGGACUCAAAUUCAAUUUAUAAAUUUAUGCAAAAACGGCUGUUAAAGGUUGA
Amborella trichopoda is the source of this 983-nucleotide messenger RNA. Its product is annotated as mavicyanin. Gene Ontology annotation, cellular component: plasma membrane. Gene Ontology annotation, molecular function: electron transfer activity. The record is from RefSeq and is a predicted model, not a curated record. NCBI's taxonomy places the organism in Eukaryota, Viridiplantae, Streptophyta, Magnoliopsida, Amborellales, Amborellaceae.